This is a messenger RNA of Hypoxylon fragiforme, 1208 nucleotides long. Its product is annotated as nucleotide-binding protein. The record is from RefSeq and is a predicted model, not a curated record. The transcript has a single exon. Gene Ontology annotation, molecular function: 4 iron, 4 sulfur cluster binding; ATP binding; ATP-dependent FeS chaperone activity. Lineage: Eukaryota; Fungi; Ascomycota; Sordariomycetes; Xylariales; Hypoxylaceae. Gene Ontology annotation, biological process: iron-sulfur cluster assembly. The coding region runs from base 107 to 1135 and encodes 342 amino acids. Gene Ontology annotation, cellular component: cytosol.
UUUUCAUUCCAAAAUAGAUUGCAUUGCAGGCCCUGAUUCUUGAUUCCUUCCCUAUAUUCCAUCUUUCAACAAACCUGUGCACAACCCACAUAUCCAUUCAUACAUAAUGGCCCCCUCCCUAGAAGAGCCCGAGCCCGUCCAAGACGUCCUCGACAACCCCCUCAAAGCACGCCCCCAACUCGUCGCCCCCGAGCCCGAACACUGCCCCGGUCCCGAGUCCGAACGAGCAGGCACCGCCGACUCCUGCGCGGGGUGUCCGAACCAAGCCAUCUGCGCGUCCGCGCCCAAGGGCCCGGACCCAGACAUCCCGCUGAUCGCGGAGCGGCUGUCGGGGGUGAAGCACAAGAUCCUGGUGCUGUCGGGCAAGGGCGGCGUGGGGAAGAGCACGUUCACGAGCCUGCUCGCGCACGCAUUCGCGACCAACGAGGACACGACCGUCGGCAUCAUGGACACCGACAUCUGCGGGCCCAGCAUCCCCAAGAUGAUGGGCGUCGAGUCCGAGACCAUACACAUCAGCAACACCGGCUGGUCGCCCGUCUGGGUCGCCGAUAACCUGGGUGUCAUGAGCAUACAGUUUAUGCUGCCGAAUCGCGACGACGCUGUGAUAUGGCGUGGGCCCAAGAAGAAUGGGCUGAUCAAGCAGUUCCUCAAAGAGGUCGAAUGGGGCAGUAUGGAUUUCCUGCUAGUCGACACCCCGCCGGGUACGAGCGAUGAACAUUUAAGUGUCAAUAGUUUUCUAAAGGAGAGUGGAAUAGACGGCGCCGUCAUGGUCACAACACCACAAGAGGUGGCGCUGCUCGAUGUGAGAAAAGAGAUCGAUUUCUGCCGAAAAGCAGGGAUACGGGUGCUGGGUUUAGUGGAAAAUAUGAGCGGAUUCGUGUGUCCGAAUUGCACGCAUGAGAGCCAAAUAUUCAAGGCUACUACUGGAGGUGGCGCAGCUCUGGCCAAGGAGAUGGAUAUCCCGUUCCUUGGGGAAGUACCACUAGACCCAAGGAUCGGAAUGGCUUGUGACUACGGAGAGAGUUUCUUCGAUCACUAUCCCGACAGCCCAGCAUGCAAAGCACUCAAGAAAGUUGUGAAGGGGGUCGCGGCCGAGAUAGGUCUCGAUGCACAACAAGUCCUACCCGAUGACUGAUCAAAAGAUAAAAAAUAGUAAAGUGAAAGCUAGCAAAAUCUCGCUAUCUGCAGCAUAGAGCAAGUCAGCCAAG